UGCCAGAGCUCUCCCAGCGAGCCUCACAAAGCCGGAGACGUGCAUCAUGUUCUUCAAGUUCGUUUGUGCUGUGGUGACCAGGUCUCUCUUUAUCCUCAUCUCUCUCAUAGGGGUGUGGAGAGUGGUGUGGGUGAAGAACAAUGGACUCUACUGGUUUCUUACCAUCCUUUACCUGCCUCUGGUGGCUGAGAUGAUCCUGACCCUGAGAAGAAGGAGGGGAAACGAUUACAAAUGGUUUUCUCCAGCUAUCUUCCUCUUCCUCAUCAGUAUUAUCCCGUCAAUAUGGAUUUUAGAGCUUCACCACCAGGAGAACAAAUCCACUGACUCAAUGUGUGAAAAACUUGACUCCAGUGAAAAUAUUAAGAGUCUUUUCAUACUCUGGAGGAACUCCACCAAUGGCAGUGAGCCACCAGAGGGGGUCCCUCUGUCCUCAGUGUGUGCCAACGACUGGAUCCUGGCUUUACACCAAAUCCUGCUCAUUUUGCUGAUCUUGGGGAAGUGGCUGCUGCCGGCCGCUGGAGAGCUGACUAGGGACCAGCUCUCCCAGUUACUGCUCAUCUUUGUGGGCACAGCUGCUGACAUACUGGAGUUCACCUCUGAAACACUGUCUGACAUUAAUGACAGCAGUCCAGCCAUGGUCUACAUUAUUCUGGCUGUGUGGACCUGGAGCAUGCUGCAGUUUCCACUGCAUCUCUCAGUAAUUGGUGCAUCCUCAGAUGACCUCUCAGAACCUGCCCCCUCCCUCCUCUCUCACCUCAGGACUGAUAUCUGGAGCACUGUGGAAGCUUUGUUUAUCCAGGACGGGCCUUUCCUGGUGGUCCGUCUCACUGUCAUGAUCUACUUCAACGUGGUGCACCAGAUGCUGAUCUUCUUCGCCAUUAAAAACUUCCUGGUUGUCAUUCUCAACAUCUACCGGCUCUCUGUCCUCGUCUGUGACAAGACGUCCUGAGUUUGGAUCAGUGAAGAAAGCUACAGUAAUGAUGUUACUGUGUGCUCCACUGUGAUUUGAAUGUCACUCUCUUGUGUAUCUGCAACAUUGUCCAAAGCAGUAGUCCAGUUUUCUAUGAAAGGCCAUCCGCACAGUUUCUGUCAGUAAAGCACAGUAUCUAUAUCACAAUAACAACCCUACUUAUGAUGUGACAAUAGAAAAUGGUAACUUGUGCAGAGUUAUUGCUUAAAAAUCUCAACCAGAAAACCCUGACCUCAUGUGUUAGUCCCGAUGAAGAAAUAUUUCCUGUACAGACAUCACAAACUAGCUGAAUAAAUUAGUCUCUGCAUUGGAGUUAUGGUGUUUCACUCUUAGAUGCGGAAGUGCAAAGUAAAAGCCUUUUUAGGUUCUACUGAAAAACCUAGACACAACUGGAAACAUAAAAAGCAGCAUCAAAAGAGAAGUCCUGAUUAGUGAAAUGGGAGUGGAGACUAAUGUAAUCAAAUGGAGACUAGUUUAUGAUAAAACCUGGCUUUAUGGAGGGUUCUGCAAGUGAACUGCAAGUGUUCACUGUCGUUCAAACUAAAACACAGGGCGACUAGUUUAGAGCUUGACUGACAUUCAUCACAUCAUGACUCUGUUAUUACCUUCACAUUAUGAUUUCCUGCACUAACUGAUGAUGACAAUGAGCUUUCAAAGCCCAAACAAAGGCUUGGUAGUUAACAGGUGAACACCUGUGGCAUAAGGAACAAGAUACAUGACCUGAAUAAUUUGAUGUUUGCUCAUUCCAUUCAUACAGUGUCAGUAUCUGAGACUCAUUUAGAUUCAUACAUUCAUGGUUCAACAUUGCUCUGAAAUGGGACUUUGUCUCACGUCUUCCUUUAUGAAGUUGUUGUUUUUGUCUUAAGUCUAUUUCUGUGCAUGAAGCCUUUGUUCGAUUCAUGUGUCAGAAUAACAAAACUACAUCUUUGAAUGAGGACUGACAGGAAACUCGUUGGGGCUGUGCUCUGGGGUUUAAUAGCAGCCUUUGAUGUCACAGACCACAGGAUCCUAAUUACCAGGACGUAAUGUGGUUUUUCCAGGCCUGUCUCCUAGAAAUGACAUUCAUUUGGGAGUUGCUUGUGUCAUCUUUUAUUUUUUAGUUUUUAGAAAUGUACUGUAUGUUGUUAAAAAAGGACGGUGCAGUUAUGUAUGGUGACGACUCAACUUCGUUCAUUGUGUCACAAUGCAUUGUUCUUGUUUCUACUGUGAAACUAACAUUCAAGUCCAACCCUUCCACACGAUUGUUAUGUCGCUGGUGUCGCUGGACUGUCUCAAAUGGGGCUAUGGCACCGAAGAGCCAGAUGUUUUCCUCAGGAGCUGACGGAGAACAAACCAGAGAUGGAAAAAAACAUCCUCAGGUGUAAAUAAAUAAAUGCUAAUGUUGCUCCGUGUAGGCUUGAUGUGUAAUUUGGAAACUGUUUGCUUGCACAUUUGGCACAUCAACCUCUUAAGGUGAUGAUACGUCAAUGUUGCGUUGCUCCGCUUGGCCUCAAAGGGCAUAAAAUCCUAACAACAACAAUA
Molecule: messenger RNA, 2491 nt
Organism: Chelmon rostratus (copperband butterflyfish)
Lineage: Eukaryota; Metazoa; Chordata; Actinopteri; Chaetodontiformes; Chaetodontidae
Gene: tmem26b
Product: transmembrane protein 26b
Exons: 6
Coding region: 47-949 (300 amino acids)
Source: RefSeq, a predicted model, not a curated record